GACUUCGAAGAAACCGUUUCCAAUGUCUGGUGUCCGGGGUCGCGGUACCGUCCCGAGCCACCCGAGGCCCUCGCCAGAGCGUCUCACUUCACACAGCACGAGAUUAAAUUGAUGUAUCGAGGAUUUAAACAGGAAUGUCCGACGGGCGUGGUGGAUGAAGAAGCCUUCAAGAACAUCUUCUCCCAGUUCUUUCCUCUGGGAGACGCCACGCAGUACGCCCACUUCGUGUUCAACACGGUCAAACACAAGCAGACAGGGAAACUAAACUUCGAGGAGUUCCUCGACACUCUCUCUCGUGUCGCACGCGGUUCUCGUCAGGAGAAGCUCUCCUGGGUGUUCGCUUUGUAUGACGUGGAUGGCGAUGGCCGUAUCUCCCGCAGUGAGAUGCUGGCUGUUGUGCGAGCGGUCUAUGAGCUGCUGGGUCGGGCUGCGGCUCCUCCCAUCCACAAGGCAGCUGCUGAAGAUCACGUGGAUAGGAUCUUUCAUCUUAUGGACACAAACGCGGAUGGCGUGGUGACGCCGGACGAGCUGGCGCGGUGGAUGACGCGUGACCCCGCGCUGCUGCGCUCGCUGGACACGCUGGACACCGUCUUGUGAUCGCGGGAGGAGCGCGACGUGUGCGAGUCGGGCGCUCGCCGCGCUCUCGCCGCCCUCCCCGUCGACACGGACACGCUCGGCACCCGAUCGACCAUCCUAGACGACAGAUCAUCGACGAAAACCUUUGACAAAUCCAGAACGACAUCGAGCACAUCGAUAAACACAUCAAAAACGGACCGGGACAGCGUCGCCGACUCCAAGUCACACCCCGCCAAGUGCAGCGGGCGCGUGGUGGCGAGCGUGCGCGCGCUGCCACGUUCCGAGCCUGUGCCCACAUCUCCACGUGCCGCAUCCCCCCGCCACGCCUCGCCUCGCCACGCUUCACCCCGACACGCUCGCUCAUCCGGCACGCCACCCCCGCCGCCGCCGAGGAACAUAAGGAGACAAGACUCGUCAGCCAGUUCAUCACAGAGUCCGCCACCUGUUCCGGUGCGGAUGGCGAUGACUGUGACGGAUAACACGGCGAGAAAAGCGAAGAGAAAAACCAAUAAGACGCCUCGAUGAGAUGUCGUUUAGUGCUUUGGAUGCUGGGAACAAAAAUCUUAUGCUUGAUUAUUAAGUACUUAAAAAUAUCUAGAUAUUAAACCGAUUUAAUUAACAUUCAAUUACAAAUUGUAUAAACUUAAACUUAAGUGUUAGGGGCGUUUAGAUAAACAGUGCUGUCUGCUUCUUUCGAAUGUCAAAUCGAUUAUGUCAAAAAGAGACGUCGGUGUUUAAAGCGUGGAUAUAAAAAUGGGCUCGUUUGAGUUUCGUUUGAACAUAUUUUCGUAAUUAUUCCCUUUUUGUUUGUAAACUAUCCAUCAGAAGUUUUGUUUAUUGUUUCAGUACUAACAUGAUCAUAUAAAAUAUAAUACUACGGGAACCUUCUGCUUAUUUAAACAAUAUAUCUAUCUAAUAUUUUUACUUAAGUGCAGAUCGCGAUGCAAACCAGACCUUUACAGGCCUGUUACACUUAUCUUUGCAAACACACGUCACAGGGUGUGAGAGCGCGCGGUAUAAUCACUAACCAAUAGCUAACUAAGUAAAGAAACAGACAGUAAAUGUCCCACAACUGGGUUUCUCUUUUUUGAGAAGGUUUGGAGUCGACUCCACCUCGCUGCCCCAAUACGUAAUCGACGUCUAUAAAGCCAAUCGUAUUAAAUAGAAUAUUGGAACAAUAAUGGAAUAAUUCCAAUUUUAAAAUGACUUAUAAACGUACGAUAACAUGUAAAUUUAAAUCCUAAGCCAAAGAGACGCACAUGUGAUGGACGCCUGUGAAAAUACGUUAUUUAUUAUAUAGCUGCGCUUCGCAGUUUCACUCGCUUUAAGUGAAGACUAUGACGUCACAAAAGUGAUCAUGUUCUCGUAAAUUCAUUCGUGAUUCUAGUAAAUUAUAUUUAAAUAUAAAUGCCAAGAACGUCCAGCUUUCCCAGAAUAAACUAGCGUACACAAUUUGUAAUUAAAUGGACUACAUUCUACGAUAUUGCAACUUAUUAUUGAACUGCAAAGCUAUUUCUGUACUUACCUAAUAACGCCACGGCAGGAUUUAGGGGUAAGAAAAAUUUGGCCCCUGAUUACAACGACACGUUUUUUCUUUGGAAAUUUUGCUAGAUAACUUAGAUUCCGACUUUGUUGUCUCUGACUGAAUAUGGCCUUUUCUGUCUUCCGCGUAGAAUGUUUUUUAAGAAGCCGAAGACGCGGAACGUAAGCCGUAGCACCGAAGGUAGUAGUUUUUAAUUUGUUGAUUAACAA
Messenger RNA from Vanessa atalanta (red admiral), 2328 nucleotides. RefSeq names its product Kv channel-interacting protein 4-like. Bases 112 to 597 code for a protein of 161 amino acids. Lineage: Eukaryota; Metazoa; Arthropoda; Insecta; Lepidoptera; Nymphalidae. Gene Ontology annotation, molecular function: calcium ion binding. The record is from RefSeq and is a predicted model, not a curated record. The transcript has 8 exons.